AUGCUCUUCAUUAUCAUUCGAAUAGUUCUUUUUUCGGUGGAUCUUUCUGCAGGUGGUUAUCUUGCGGAUGUUAUUCCUGCAAAACAAAAAAGUCUUCCUUCGGGUGGAUUUUCCUGCAGGUGUUCUUGCAAAACAAAAAAAUUAGGUGGUUCUUCCUUUGGUGGAUCUUCCUACGGGUGUUUUCCUGCGGGUGUUCUUUCUGCAAAACAAGAAAAGUGG
Molecule: messenger RNA, 219 nt
Organism: Racocetra fulgida
Lineage: Eukaryota; Fungi; Glomeromycota; Glomeromycetes; Diversisporales; Gigasporaceae
Source: the annotation of a GenBank genome assembly